AUGCGCUGCUGGAGAGUAACAUGGAUGCAUACGAACGUAGCUCAAGGCUUAUCACGCCCGCCGCCCGUCAACGCGCGAGCACAGCCCACGAUGGACACCGCGCUAACCGCAGCGCCCGCCCAUGGCCGUGAUGCGAUUAGCGCGGAACGUCCCGCGCGAAAUCCGAUACGCGAUCGUGGUAAACGCAUCGACACCGACGCGGCUCGCUCUCCCGUCGCAAACGAGACGCAA
Molecule: messenger RNA, 231 nt
Organism: Iphiclides podalirius (scarce swallowtail)
Lineage: Eukaryota; Metazoa; Arthropoda; Insecta; Lepidoptera; Papilionidae
Source: the annotation of a GenBank genome assembly